Messenger RNA from Canariomyces notabilis, 1080 nucleotides. RefSeq names its product alpha/beta-hydrolase. NCBI's taxonomy places the organism in Eukaryota, Fungi, Ascomycota, Sordariomycetes, Sordariales, Chaetomiaceae. Bases 1 to 1080 code for a protein of 359 amino acids. The transcript is spliced from 4 exons. Gene Ontology annotation, molecular function: lipase activity. The record is from RefSeq and is a predicted model, not a curated record.
AUGAUUCAAGGCCUCAACGUUCCGGUGGAGCUGUACCGCGGGAUACGGGACACGUAUUAUCCCCUCCCAAACCGGCCCGACAUCAUCAAGGCGUACCCGAUCCGAAAACGUCUUCCCGUCCGCAUCUUCUUCCCCUCGCACCACGACCUAACCUCCCCGGCCCUGCUCCCGACACUCUUCACAAUCCACGGCGGCGCCUUCACCUUCGGCCACGCCUCAGACGACGACCCAUGGAACCGCGCCUUCGCCGACACCUACACGGUCCUCAUAAUCUCACUCAACUACUCCAAAUCCCCCUGGUCCACCUUCCCCUCGCCCCUCCUCGACAUCGAAGCACUCUACCACGCAGCCCUCAACGACGAAUCCCUGCCCAUCGACCGCAUGCGGACGGCCAUCGCCGGGUUCGACGCAGGCGGUAACCUGGCCCUGGCCCUCUGCCAGCUACCCAGCGUGAAGUCCGGCCGUAACCCAAACCCACACCCACACCCGAACUCCAUAACCGAAUCAAACUAUGCGGGUACUAGUACCACCAGAUGCAAUCCACCGCCGGCAGCCGUGGUGUCGGUGUGCGGCAUGCUUGAUUUCACGACAAGCGCGGCCGAGAAGCUGGCCACAAGGCCGUAUAAACGUCAGCUGCGUGGGCCGAGGGGGUGGGGACCAGCGUUGGAUUGGAUGGGUCGGCUGGUACCGUCGUCUGCGUGGAGUUAUAUACCGUAUGGCCAUGACGCGGCGGAUCCGUUGCUCUCGCCCGUGUAUGCGGACAGGGAGGAGCUGGUGCCGCUGCAUGUCAUGGCUGUGGCGGCCGAAUUGGAUUGUUUGGCGAAUGAAAGCUCGCAGUCGCGUUGUCGUUCACCAAAACCCCAGCACAAACCUGACCUGCCCGACUACGACGACGGGGGCGGCGCGCAUGGGAGUACCAAGUGGCUGUUGGUGCCAGACGUAGUCCACGGGUUCGAUUCGGCGGGUUGGCGAGGCAAGUAUCUCUGGGCCGAUGAGAUUGCGCGCAUGGACGCUGAGAUGAAGACGAUUGCCUACCAGAGGGAGAUGGCUGAGUGGCUGUGGGGGACGGUGUGGCGCUGA